GGGGGAUGGGCUCCCGGCCAGCUCCUCCAGCAGCCUGACCUCUGCUCGCUGCCCGCAGAGCACAGCACCCACUGCCCCACGGCCCCGGGCACGGCACGGCCACACUCCUAUGGAGGAUGCUCUACAGGACAUACCAGUCAUACUGUCACCGCCUGCAGCACGACAUCUAUUUCCUCACCAGCAAUAGCAGACUGAAUGAGCAAGUGGUUGAUAAAAUUAUUCUUCAGCUUAACAGAGUCUACCCUCAAAUUCUUACCAAUGCAGAAGCAGAAAAGUUCCGGAAUCCAAAGGCAUCACUUCACACCAGGCUCUCAGAGCUGCUAAAGCACCUUCAGAAGAAAGGAGACAGACACUGUCAGGAGUUUUACAGAGCUCUACAGAUCAAUGCUGAACAGCUCUAUAAUGACCUGCCAAGCAGGAAAAUCUUGAAGACCACAGAUUCCACAGAAAUAGACACAUACAAGGAGAAAUAUAUGCUAAAUGACAGGGGUCCUGUGUUUUUCCUGGCUUGUUUUAGUGUUGCUGCAGGCUUUGCCUUAUUUUGGUACUGUUAUAGCUCAGAUACGAAAGUCAUAGGAAGAGCCAGGAGGAUCUUGGGCUUUUCUCCCAUUAUCAUAGGAAGACACGUUAGAAAUAUUUGUAUGUUGUAUUUGGAAGACAUAUCAAGAGAUUAAGGAGAAGCUGCCUCUUCACUUGCUGUACAGAGUGCCUGCCAAGGGAAGACAACGGGGCAUGAAUAUUCAUGUAUUAUAUUCUCAUACCAAAGAUUUUAUUAACUAGUGGCAUCUCUAAUUGUGUUGCCUCAAGAUGUAUUCAGGAUUUCAGCUAUAUAUGUCCUUUCUUAUGGGAAUGGACCAUUUAUUUUUGUAACUGCUUAUUUUAAAAUAUUUAUCAUUUGGGUAAAAAAAGUAUUUUUAAUACAAACUUUAAAAUUAUAUCCUAAGUGAUCAUGGGUCUUAAGCCAUGCUUGCCUAUAUGUUUUAUACUGAAAUGAAGGAGUACAGCUGUUUAAAGAAUGCUAACCUGUCUUGUGUCAGAAAUAAUUUUAGAAAGCACUUAAAAAACCCAACAUGCACUCAAAGCCUUACAAAGAAGUGGAUCUCCAUCUCAGGAUUGUCUGAUUUGUCUCAGUGACCCUGUGUGCCUGGUCCUUGCCAUGGUUCUGGUUCUGUCCAUGCCUUGUUCACAGCUCUGUGGGUGGCUGUGGUGUGGGGCAGACUGGUUCUCAGCCCAGGGAGACUGGAAUGGCUCAUCUGAAGCACUUGAAACUACCAAAAAAAAUGUUUCAGUUUUAUUUAGUUUUUCCUGUGUAGUGUUCUGCUGUCUGUGUAAUAAGAAACUGAAGUAAUCCAAGAUAUUUUGCAGGGACUUAAGUGCCACUACGUAGGGCUUUUUUUUAUAGACAAAUAUAUGUAUCCUGAGGUUGUUCAGAAUGUUCUUUGAUGAUGUUAUGUUUUUCUUAUGUGAGUUGAAACCUGAAAAACUUGCAGAAACCAUUGCAGGGCUGAAAUCCCUGAGGGAGGUGCAGAAGCAGUUUGGGGUUUCUUGGCUUUUUGAACCUAACCUUGCUCCUGCCCUGCUGAUUACAAAAGGAUUCCCUCUUCCAGGGUGGUGGUUCUGAGAUGACUGAGAAAUGGCAGAGCAGAAAGAGCUUGGGGAGACCAUGCCCCUGUGCUUGGUGAGAAUGAUGCUUUGUGUCCCUUUGUUCAGUGUCUGACUGAAGAGAUUUCCAGAUCAAAUCAAAUGUCACCUGAACAAAAGUUGCAGCUGCAUCAAAAGCUGCCAUGCACUCUGGGAUCCCAUGCAAAAGUUUAAGUCAGUUGGAGAGAUUUUCUCAAACUAGGCUGAGAAUUGUCUUCCAGCUUUAAACUUUAUUCAUGGUAUAAAAGUCUUUUCCAAAGUAAACAAUUUAAAAUAACUGCGUUUCCCUCCAGGACAACACUCACCUGAUAGAGCAGCAAGCACGUAAUCCAGAGAAGGAACUGAAUAGAGGGCCAGAUUUCAGAUAAAAGACCCAAAGAGCAUUUGCAGGAAGUAUCUUGAGGGAUGACAGAGGGCUCAGAGGACUCUGGUUUCACUCUUAGGAUGCACUGCUUUUACCUGGGGCACUGGAGUGUGGCUGGGACCUGAGCCAGCACCAUGCAGAGGCAGCCACAUCCUUCCUGAGGUCAGAUCUCAGGAAAAGGCAGUGUGGCUGUGGCUGGUGUGAGUGCAGUUUGUCUCACAAACCCAAAUGAAGUGAAACGGGCUGCAGGGCCAGGGCCAGAGCCAGCACCAGCUCUUUGGGUCAGUCCUCAUCCUGCCCAGCAUCAGCUGAGCUCCCGAUCCUGCUGCAGGGGAGGGCAGGGGUGUGAUAAGCACUGAUGGCUGCAGUGUCAGACCUGGCUCAGGUCUGGACAUCAACAAAGGAACAUCCAUGGGAGCAGUUUGUGCAGAUUUCCCCUCCCCUGCCUCCACCCCUCUUGCAUUUCCUCGAUGUCUCUGGGGCUGAGCACCUUUCCUUUCCAGGAUCAGCUCACCCCGAGGCUCUGCUGCACCAGGAGCUCCUGUCCUGCUGCCUCCCCCUUGGGAAGUGCUUUAAUUACGUGCUGUUGUUCUGUCUUGUGUCUAAGGUGACAAGAGGUUGGGUUUUCUUUGCUCUAAAUGGAAACACAAUGUCCUUCCCCACUGCUGCUCAGCCCCUGGAGCAGCCCCUUUUUAAGGGGCUGGGAAAAGCACCUUUGAAAUCUGAAGGGGUUUGAAAUCUUUGCCUUGAAGCCAACUUUGCAACCUUGUCAGAGGAGCAGUAUUCCAGUUUGCACACACAAACCAACAUUAUUCAAAGUAAUUGCAACACCUAAUUUUAAAGCAGCAACGGAGGCCUCAGUGCUGCUGGGCACCUUCUUUCUCUUUAGAUUAUCCACCGGUUUUUCCUUUGAAUAACAAGCUGUAAUUUCAGUUGCAAAGUGCUGUGAGCUAUGCUGAGACCCAAAGAAGUUACUGGUGCCUUAUUUAAUCCACAGGUGAGCUCCUGCUGUGCUUUCUGGUUCAAGAAAGCCUUGCAGCCCCAGGAACCCUCUUGGGUCCAUGAAAGUGCCCCGGGAACACACUGCCUGGGCACUGGGAUGUGGUCCUGCCAGUGCCUUAAACCAAGUGGCUUUCUUGAGCCUUGAAAACCAUGUGCAAUAGGAAGGUUUACUCGGGGGGGUGUCUGUGUUUCAUCCCUUUCUGAGGCUGCUUGGAGAUGGGGAAGCCUCAUGGAGGAUGGUGGGAUUUAGAAUAAGCUACAUCCCUCCCCUCCCCCAGGGCUAGGGCUGGGAGCAGAGAGGAAAAAAUGAGUCUUGAUUGAUCCCAGUGUUGUUAAAGGACCCGGCAGCAAAGAACAUAAAAUAAUCUGUGCCUUUAUUAGUGCUAGCUGUUAAUUUCAGAAGUGCAAGUGAGGCUAGUGAUGAACUUGAUGUGCACAGGUUGGGAGAUACUGUUUUUCUUGGAAGAUUUUUCUUUCAGGAGCAAAGACUGAGGUUCAACACACUUCUCCCCAAGCACAUCUGUGCAGCAAGUCCAGGUCCUUGUAGGCACACUGAGAGCAAUUCAAGCAGGGUCUUGGAUGAACCUGUCUGCCUGCAGAAUUCCAGCUUCUCCGUCAAGAAUAACUUGGCAUUUGCUGCUGAAGCUGUGCUGGUCUUUAGGCAUGUGCUUUACUCUAUGUGCAGGGAAGUUGUCCUGGCUGUGUGAGAUUCAGUAGGUGGUUAGAAGUGCAGAGAAGCCGUCCUGGGGAAUGCCACGCUGCUUGUGCUGCAGGCAGUGAUGCGCCUGAGCUCAUAAAAAGCAGCCUUGCUUCCAGCAUACCCACACCCUCUGCAGCCCUGGCUGCAGGAGGAGAAUGUUUGCUUUUCCCUUUGGCAGCAGAACUGUGCCUUUAGCUGCUUCGGGGGCUGAGGAGCCCCAGCUGCUGCCUGCAGGAUGCUCCAGGAGGUGAGCAGGGAGGUGCUGUGCUCUCCGGAGGGUCCACAUGGAGGUCAUGGAGCACUUGGCUCCUCUGCCAGCUCAGGUCCAGCUCAGGGACUUGGUGCAGGGCAUUGCUGCUGUGCAACCUCUGCAGGAGCCCCAAAGGAGGGGAAGGGAAUGAGCUCCAUGCUCUGCAGUCUGAGGACUCCUGAUAGCUACCCAAAAAUCAUAUUCCUUCUGUGUGAGUGUUUUUAAGGAAUGGGCUUUUUUAUUCUGAAGCGAAGCUGAACGGACUCCGCUUCUCCUCUCGGUGACUCCGGGGGGAGCGGAGCCUCCGAGGUGGUGUCCCAGGAGCCAGCCUUGGCAGGAGCUGAGGCUGAGGGUCCUCCCUCUGGUGACAGGUCAGACAGUGGAUUUGCACAGUCCCGUGUAAAACCAGGCUGCUAUUUAAAGCACCUCGGUACAAUCAGAUGUGGCUGGAAGGGCUGAAGUGAUGCUAAACUGAGCAGCUCCGGAGCUGCCGGCUCCAGGUUUCAAAGCUGCCAAGGCAAAGUUACCCCUCUUGCUUCUUGCACUUGUGAUUUGUUUUCUUCCCCCUCCUCGUACUGUAAUAAAUCACAAACAGAUCUGGUCAAAGUUUGCAGGUGUGGAUGCUUCUCCCUGCAGCUCUGUGUGCAGAGGGGUUGCCCUGACACUGGGACAUCCAAACUUUGCUGUGCUUUGCAGGUCCUGGGGGGUGGGGGGUUUGUAACCAUUUCUCCUACCAUGUAUCUUCAUGAAUUCUGUAGAAAUUAAUGCAAUUUGGAUUUUUUAAUGGGAUGAAGCUGGCAAUGAAACUGAAAUAAAAUCUGUGCUGAGAAAAACCCAA
This is a messenger RNA of Calypte anna (Anna's hummingbird), 4795 nucleotides long. It is a transcript of the gene CARD19, whose product is annotated as caspase recruitment domain family member 19. Lineage: Eukaryota; Metazoa; Chordata; Aves; Apodiformes; Trochilidae. Bases 117 to 674 code for a protein of 185 amino acids. Gene Ontology annotation, cellular component: mitochondrion. The transcript is spliced from 6 exons. Gene Ontology annotation, biological process: regulation of apoptotic process. The record is from RefSeq and is a predicted model, not a curated record.